CGCUUCUCUCGAAUUGCAUCCAUCUCAUCAGCUCCUCUCUUCCCCGCUCUCACAUCCCCUCCAUGGCGACGAUUUCAACUCCAAGAAUCCUUUUCUGCGGCGACGUCCUCGGCCACCUACACCAGCUCUUCAAGCGAGUUCAGACGGUGAACAAAUCGAGCGGGCCCUUCGACGCCCUCUUCUGCGUCGGUCAGUUCUUCCCGGACUCCGCUGACCGCCCCGACGAGCUCUCCGACUACCUCGACGGCCGCGCUGCCGUCCCCAUCCCCACCUACUUCACCGGCGACUACGGCGUUGGCGCCGCGCGGUUCCUCUCUGCCGCCUCCAAGCUCCCCUCCAACCUCGGCUUCAAGACCGACGGCGUCCAGCUCUGCUCCAACCUCUACUGGCUCAAGGGCAGCGGCAAGUUCUCCCUCCACGGGUUAUCGGUGGCUUAUUUAUCUGGUAGGCGUUCACAAGACGCUGGGGGCUAUGGAGUGUACACCGAGGAUGAUGUUGAUGCAUUGAGAGCCCUGGCAGAAGAGCCGGGGAUAGUUGAUAUGUUUUUGACUAAUGAAUGGCCAAGUGGGGUCUCUAAUGGAGCUGAUACUUCCAAUACUCCACCGGGUGUUUCAGAUCCUUCAGGAUAUGAUCCCAUUGUAUCGGAAUUAGUUGCAGAGAUCAAGCCGAGGUAUCAUAUUGCAGGUACUAAAGGUGUAUACUAUGCACGUGAGCCCUAUUGUAACAAAGAAGCUGAACACAUUACCCGUUUUAUUGGACUCGCGGCUGUAGGGAAUAAAGAGAAACAGAAGUUUAUUCAUGCGAUUUCUCCUACUCCAGCAUCUACGAUGUCAACUGCUGAGAUUCGCACAAGACCACCAAACACCACCUUAUCACCAUAUAUCAUUGCAGAGAUAACCAGUCCUGCAAGAGAAGCUACUAAACGUCCUGCCAAUAGUGAUAUUGAUACGCAAUACUGGCGAUUUGAUGUUUCAAAGAGGCAAAAACGGGGAGGGGCAGGUGGGGAUAAAUUGUGCUUCAAGUUUACAUCUUCAGGAUCCUGUUCUCGAGGGGAGAAAUGUAAUUAUCGACACGAUGCGGAUGCGAGGGACCAAUAUCUAAAAAAUGUAUGCUUUGAUUUUCUUAACAAAGGAAAAUGUGAACGAGGUUCUGAUUGCAAUUUUAACCACAGCCUCUCUGACGAUGGGGCUAGUUUCUCUCAGAAUGCAAAAUCUCAUAGUGAUCGGAAGAGCUCAGGGAAAAAUUGUUGGUUCUGCUUGUCAAGCCCAAAUGUUGAGUCACACCUCGUAAUAAGCAUAGGAGAAAGUUACUACUGCACACUUGCUAAGGGCGCGCUUGUGCAGAACCAUGUACUGCUGGUACCAAUUGAGCACUGCCCUAAUACUCUUAUGAUGCCUUCAGAUACAGACAUGGAGCUUGAAAAAUAUAAAAAUGCUCUCAAUGUGUAUUACAAAAACCAGGCAAAGGAAGUUGUCUUUUUUGAGUGGAUAUUUCAACACAGUCCUCAUGCUAACCUUCAGGCUGUUCCCAUUCCAUUAUCUAAAGCAUCCAAUGUUCAGCGGAUUUUCAAUUUAGCUGCCAAGAAAUUAGGAUUUGAAUUUGCAGUGGUGAACCCAGACAAUGAUUCUAGUGAAGGUAGAAAAUUAUUGAGGUCUCAAUUUGAUGGCAAAUCAAGUUUAUUUUAUGUAGAACUCCCUGAAGGUACAAUACUGUUGCAUCUUGUUGAUGACAAAGAGAAGUUCCCAGUCCAGUUUGGGCGUGAGGUGCUAGCAGGCCUGUUAAGUGUUCCAGAACGAGCUGAUUGGAGGAAUUGCAAGCUCAACAAGGAUGAGGAAUUGCAGAUGGUAGAAGGUUUCAAGAAGGGAUUUGGUGACUACGAUCCAGCCAAAUGAUUCAAUCAUGAAAUUCAUUUUGUUCUUACUGAGUAUUCUCAUGCUCUCCUGCAUAAUGAGAAAAGCAUCAAUCUUUUAUGUUACAAAGAGGCAAAUUUCAUAUGGAGACGCAACUUGGGGACGUUGUGAAGGCUUCAGCGGCAAUUUCAAAUACGCAACGGUUCAAAGAGUCGCAUUUUACUAAUGGUGGUUAUAGGCAUAUUGGGAGAUAUUUUGUACUAUUUUUGGUGAUGAAAAGGAUGUUGCACCUAUAAGACCAAAGCUGGGUGCAGUUGCUAUUUCAACUAGUAUAAUAGUCACAGCUAAUUGAUGGUGUUGAACAUGAAUCCUAAUUUUUAGCACUCGCAAAAUUUCAAAACUUAAAACUACCACAAUUUCUGUAACCUAUCAGGUUCUUGGCAAUCGCAGGGUACUUUUUGGAUAUGGUGGCAGUAGUUAGCCAAUGUUGUGCAUUGUGGCUGGAAUCUUGCUGACAACUGAUGCUUUGAUGUAAUAUUAAUGUGGCAUGGUGGUUUCCUAAAA
Messenger RNA from Phoenix dactylifera (date palm), 2414 nucleotides. NCBI's taxonomy places the organism in Eukaryota, Viridiplantae, Streptophyta, Magnoliopsida, Arecales, Arecaceae. The record is from RefSeq and is a predicted model, not a curated record.